UCAUUCGCUCGCUCCACUUCCUAGUCGCCAUUAUCGAUUUGUGGCAGAGGAAAAAUAGAAAAUUAAAAAAUCGCGUUUCAGCGUUAGGCACCGGUUAGAGAGCGCAUAAAACGCGUCGUUACAUUGUUUAAGGCUUGUGACGUAGUAACGAACAACUGUGUACCGUUCAGUUUUUCCUAAAGCUCGAGUAUAAGAAUUUUCCUGUUGAAAAUAUUCUCAAUCAAUCAAUACCUCUCUCUCCCUCGCUCGCGUAUUCGUGUGUGUGUCUCUGUCUCUCUCUUUCGUUGUGUGAGUGUGUGUUCGUGUGGUCUGCUCCUUGGGUGCAUAAUUAAAUUAAUCAAGUAAAUAAAAGUCAGUGUGCGGGAGAAAGAAGAGGAAACACAACAACAACAGCUUCAUCAUGACCAUGGCAGGGCAAACGAUCAACGACAGGCUGCUUGCAGCCCGUCACAGCCUAGCAGGCCAAGGACUUGCAAAGUCCGUUUGCAAGGCCACCACGGAGGAAUGCAUUGGCCCGAAGAAGAAGCAUUUGGACUAUUUGGUGCACUGCACAAACGAACCGAAUGUGUCGAUACCUCAUCUUGCCAAUUUACUUAUCGAGCGCUCCCAGAACGCCAAUUGGGUCGUUGUCUACAAGUCGCUGAUAACCACACAUCAUCUCAUGGCAUAUGGCAAUGAGCGUUUUAUGCAAUAUCUGGCUUCAAGCAAUUCCACGUUCAAUCUCAGCUCCUUUCUGGACAAAGGAACUGUGCAAGAUGGUGGCAUGGGCGUUCCGGGUGGCAGAAUGGGUUACGAUAUGUCGCCCUUCAUUCGGCGCUAUGCCAAGUAUUUGAAUGAGAAAUCGCUCUCCUAUCGAGCCAUGGCCUUCGACUUUUGCAAAGUCAAGCGAGGCAAAGAGGAAGGCUCGCUGCGCAGCAUGAACGCAGAAAAACUUCUGAAGACAUUGCCAGUUUUGCAGGCACAACUGGAUGCACUUCUGGAGUUCGACUGUCAGUCCAAUGAUUUGUCCAAUGGUGUUAUUAAUAUGAGCUUUAUGCUCCUAUUUCGCGAUCUCAUACGCCUGUUUGCUUGCUACAAUGAUGGCAUCAUUAAUUUGCUUGAGAAGUACUUUGAUAUGAACAAGAAACAUGCGCGCGAUGCAUUGGAUCUCUACAAAAAGUUUUUGGUACGCAUGGACCGUGUUGGGGAGUUCCUUAAAGUGGCCGAGAAUGUGGGCAUUGACAAAGGCGAUAUUCCCGAUUUGACCAAGGCGCCCAGCUCGUUGCUGGAUGCUCUGGAACAGCAUUUGGCCACGUUGGAGGGUCGCAAAGUUUCCGCAGCCAACACGCCCACACAGUCAUCAAGCAAUCAGCGCAAUGUAAAAUCCGCUGUAUCUGCACUCUCUUCUACCAGCUCGGCAUUUGGUACUGCGGCUGCUUCUAGCAAAUUUGAUACCACCAAUGGCAUUGACGAGCAGCUAAAGGCGCAGGUGCUUGCCGAAGAGGAGGCUGCCAUGAACCAAUACAAGUCUAAGGUAUCGUCGCCGACUAGCAGCGGUGCUGGGGCUAGCGCUGCACUAACAAAUCCAUUUCUAUCGUCGCCACCAGCCGCACAGGCUGGCCAGCCGAUAGUUGAUCUGUUCGGUGCCGCGUCGGCGCAGCCCGCUGCUGCUGCAGCAGCCACCAAGGCCUCAGACGAUCUGCUGCAGUUGGGCAAUCCUUUUGCUGACAUGUUUGAAGCCAGCGGCGGCGGCGGCGGAACUGCCGCUUCAGGAGCCACAGGUGCUGCACUCAAUGCCAAUAAUUUGUGGAUGCAUAAUAAUGGUUUUAAUGGCGCUUCAGUUUCCUCCGCUGCUGCUACAAAUACUUUCGUUUCCGAUAGUAAUUUCUCAUCCGUUUUUGGUAACACGGAACCAGCAGCGUCGAUGUCGUUGCCAAAUCCAUUUUUCGAUGACAUGUCGUUGCCCCAAGUUCCACUUGUUGCUGCGUCUGCACCCUUUGGCAACAAUAUCAAUUUCAUGGAUCAACAGGUGCAACAACAACAGCCAGCGGCAUUAUAUGUGCAGCAGCAACAGCAUUUGCAACUACAGCAGCAUCCGCAAAACCGGCAGCAAUUGCCGCAACAGCAAGCGCUAUUGCCACCCUCCAUGUCAGCCACGACAGCAGCAGCUCAGUUUCCACCAGGCUUCGAUGCAUUGGGCGAUGUUCUCAAGCCUGCCUCAGCCAACAACAACAGCAAUCAAAUGAACGUUGUCGCCACAGGUUACUCCAGCAAUAGCAGUUCGAUUCUAGCGUUACAACAGCAGCAACACAACCAGCAACAUCAGCAGCAAGUGCACCAGCAGCAACAGCAGCAGCCACCGGCUGGCACUGGGAAGAUAAUUACCGGCGACUUGGAUAGUUCACUAAUGUCACUAGUUGAUAACUUAAAUAUAAACAAAACGGCAAGUGCAAAACCCGUGCAAUGGAAUUCACCUAAAAAUACAGCGAAACCAGGUGCUAAUUGGACACCCCAACCAAUGGCGGCUACUACUGGUGCUGGCUAUCGUCCAAUGGCACAUGGCAUGACCGUAAGUCCUGCGCCAAUCACAAUCAAUCAUCCGUAUAUACAUGCUAGUUAUCCUGUAAUGCCAAAUUAUAUGCAGGGAAUGCCGGUGAUGGGCCAGCCAAGUAUGAUGGGGCAGUCAGCAGCCCCUUUGACUGGGGCGCAACCGACGAUGAUGGCGCCGCACAGUAAUGCGACGGGCAUCAUGCAACCCAUCCAGCCAACGCAGAAUGGCGGCAAUAAAGGCGUCCCACUCUACCCAUUUGGUGCGAUAUAAGCGGUCCCCAAGGAGAUCAUGCGUGCAAAACACUCACUUACUCAGUUUAAGAGCUCUAACCUCAUAGACAGCAAACAUCAAACCACACUCACAUUACACAAAUGCGUAAUAAAAUAUUAAAUAUAACAAUUAUAUAUAUAUAUACAUGAGCAACUUGAAAUUUCAUUAUAUAACAUUUUUACACAACGCUACAGAAAUAAUAUAUAAAGUUUAUGAAAUCAGCAGCAGCAAAAGCAAACACAAAUGAAACAGAAGGAAAUUAUAUUAUAAUGUUGAACAUUGAGCAAACACGAAAACAAAUGCUAUAUACAUACAUAUAUAUAUAUAUAUAUAUAUAUUUAUAUUAUUACUAUUUAAAUGAAAAACAAAUAAGUUUGACUAUUUAUAUGUAUACACCAAUUUAUAUACUAUGCUUAAACGAAUGAAGAAAUGCAGAAAGCAAACACGAAACAAUUUCCAUAAAUAGCUAAAGGAAAGUAACCUAUGUGAAAUAUACCUAUGAACUCUAAGUUAAGAAUAUACAGAACCUGUAGUUGUGUCCUACGCCAAUCACUAAACACACGUUGAUAUAUCUAGUGGAAGUAUGUUAACUGUCUCAAAGCAGAAGAAUGAUUAACAUAAAACUGAUUCAGAAAUGAUAUGUUAAAACUCAGUUCAAGUGUUUGUACACCUUAACGUAAUAAUUUGCAAUAUUUAAAUCCGUCUAUCAAUGUUUUUCUGUUAUUUUUUUUGGCCAACUCUGGUGGCUAAAAACCUAUUAAAUAUUUUAAAUUGUUAUUAAGCAAAUUAUUAUUUGUUGAAAGGAAAAUAUUUGUAAAUGCAUUCCAAACUAGCUUCAAUUUUGUCCAAAUUAAAUUUGCGAAGAAAAAACAUUUGUAAUUACUAAGUAUUAUAUAACAACAAAUUCAGACAACGCUGGUGUAAAAUGUGUUGAUAAUAUGUUUAAAUUCUAGAAAACAACAGCAACGUUUAUUUAAUAUGUGUUAUACUUUAGUGAGUAUGUUGUAUUAGAAAUUUAUUUAAUUGCAUCUGAGCAUUCGAUACGAAACUGACAUCAUAUACGUAGUUCAUUACAAGAAUGUGUACAUAAAGCAUAAUAAGUGUAUGUAGAAAUUUUCCUACAGCCAGACACGCUGAACUAUGUUUAAAUAAAACCUAUAUAAUUUAUAUACAAUA
Molecule: messenger RNA, 3976 nt
Organism: Drosophila rhopaloa
Lineage: Eukaryota; Metazoa; Arthropoda; Insecta; Diptera; Drosophilidae
Gene: lap
Product: phosphatidylinositol-binding clathrin assembly protein LAP
Exons: 16
Coding region: 401-2800 (799 amino acids)
Biological process (GO): clathrin-dependent endocytosis; clathrin coat assembly; synaptic vesicle budding from presynaptic endocytic zone membrane
Cellular component (GO): extrinsic component of presynaptic endocytic zone membrane; synaptic vesicle; clathrin-coated pit
Molecular function (GO): SNARE binding; clathrin heavy chain binding; 1-phosphatidylinositol binding
Source: RefSeq, a predicted model, not a curated record